AUGCGAUUCUCAUUCCUCAAAAAGAAGCAUCCCUCCUUCAAGAAGCUACCCAUCACCUCUCCACCCGAACUCAUCCAGCUGCCCAUCGCACCGAGUCCACUAGCCAUCCCAGAGAUCUUGGAACGAAUCUUUUCGUAUGUCGACGACUUUACUCUCCGUAGGACCGUGGUCCUAGUUUGUCGGCUGUGGCUCCAGAUGAACCAACACCUUGUCCUCCGAGAACUCGUCUGGGAUAUCCAUGUGCCUGUCCAACACAUCGACAAGACUCUGGCCAAGCUGGGCGAUACUGGCCGGUUGAAGUGGUUCUGUGAUUGGGGGAUGCCUACGGAGGCCAGCUGGGAUAAACUCAUCCGGACCUUGCUUCACUUACAGAGCUCCCCGGAUCAGCCAAGCAGUACUUCGUUGCAGAGGUUGCCCGGACAGUUUAAUAACUCCCUUCGUGAGUUGGAGUUCAGGACCAGCACAUUCAAAACAAGAGGCCUCUUCGACACCAUUCCCUUCCCGCCGGCGCUGACCAGUCUCAAGUUCACCGUCCAAGAAGGCAGCUGCAACUUUUCCCUCGGUCGUCUUCUAGAGGCUUGCCCUCUGCUCGAGGAAUUCCAUGGAGAGGUCGUUACGAAAUAUCUGUUUCUUCUUGGAUCCUUGGUUCCCUCUGACGUCAAAGGGCCUCAGCGUCGAUUCUUGCCACUUCGAUCUUUGGUCCUCAGGAACGCGACUUUUCCUCAAUCCUCACUUGAGGCGUUGCUGUUAGUGACUCCUCGGAUCCAGGAGCUCAAGUUAAUCAGCCUUCAAGCUAUCACAGCGCAGGGACCCAAUAUGGCCACAAACAAGUACUCCCGAACAAAUCUCGUCCAGCAUAUCCAGUCCCUCUCCAUCAUGCUCCAAUCUUUCCAUUUUUCGGUGUUUAACCAAGGGAUCGACGGGCCUGAAGCCGACGAGAUGCUGACUCCUCUGAGCCCGUUGGAGACUGGGCGGUCGCUUUGGGGAGACGGUCUGACGCCUACGCUGAUGAGGAAACUGGACGAAGGAACCAACUUUGUCACCACCCUCGAACUCUACUGGCGACAUACGGACGAGUGCAGUACAUCCUCCUGGCUCCUUCAUAGGUUCAUGUGUCGCUCUCGCCACCUCUUGCACGUCAGGACCACCAAUAUCGCCUUCCAGUUCGAGCAUUUGGACCUUCACCGCCGCGCCCCAACAAAUGGCUCCUCUGACACCUCUUCUUUCCUGACUGGAGUGUGGGCAUGUACGAAUCUGCGGACCCUUCGUCUGGAGUUGCACGGACACAACCAGUCCCAGCUAACGCAUCCUACCAACACCAGGAUCGUCUUUGGCUAUCUUUCGACCGUGUGUCCACGCCUCCAGGAUCUUCAGCUUGUCAUCUCCAAGAUGUGCAAGACUCGAACGGGAGAACUUUAUAUCAACACUCCAACCAUGCGACUCCAAGGAGGAUUCAUUCUAUUAACGAGACUCAAGUACCUGGAACGACUAAAUAUCAACUUUAUCCAACCCACCGAGAGCGAAAGAACCCACGUCAACUGGAUGGUCCCCUCUGGACGGACAGCCGAAUUCCGGAAAAAGAGAAGGGUGAUGAUGGCAGGCUGGGAGUUGAUCAAAAAGGAACAGGUCGCGCUCAAGGACCCAGCAGAAAUUACACGACUGGCGUUGAUGGACAAGGAUGUCCUCCGAUGGGGCGAACUCGAGAUCAAGACGAAGCGCGAGCUGUGGCGUCUUGGUUUGUUGUUGGAGGUGAAGAAGGUUUUGGAGCAGAUGGAUUUUGACGGCUUUGAGUGUUGGCCUUUGCUUCAUAGAGUGUCUUUGAACGGUGGGUUUGAGCAAGGCCCCGAAGCCUGUGUGAAAACCCUGUUCGUCCAACCCUAG
Molecule: messenger RNA, 1881 nt
Organism: Linnemannia hyalina
Lineage: Eukaryota; Fungi; Mortierellomycota; Mortierellomycetes; Mortierellales; Mortierellaceae
Source: the annotation of a GenBank genome assembly